Molecule: messenger RNA, 1160 nt
Organism: Condylura cristata (star-nosed mole)
Lineage: Eukaryota; Metazoa; Chordata; Mammalia; Eulipotyphla; Talpidae
Gene: PDF
Product: peptide deformylase (mitochondrial)
Exons: 2
Coding region: 1-735 (244 amino acids)
Biological process (GO): N-terminal protein amino acid modification; peptidyl-methionine modification
Cellular component (GO): mitochondrion
Molecular function (GO): peptide deformylase activity
Source: RefSeq, a predicted model, not a curated record
AUGGCCCGGCUGGGCGCGGGGAUGCUGCUGGGGUCGCUGCUGGCGCGCGCGCGUUGCUGCGGGCGGCCGGUGGCCGGCGGCGCCCGGGCCUGUAGCUCCACGUCCGCGCAAGGCGGCCUGGAGGGCCCGGUGCGCCGGCGCUCCUACUGGCGCUACGUGCGGCGUCUGGUGCGGGGAGCGCCGGAGCCGCCGUACCAGCACGUGUGCCAGGUCGGGGACCCGGCGCUGCGGGUCGUGGCGGCCCCCGUAGAACCGGCGCAGCUGGCGGGGCCCGAGCUGCAGCGGCUGGUGCAGCGGCUGGUGCAGGUGAUGCGGCGCCGGGGCUGUGUGGGGCUGAGCGCGCCGCAGCUCGGGGUACCGCUGCAGGUGCUGGCCCUCGAGUUCCCCGAGACGCUCUUCCGCGCCUGCGCGCCGCGCCUGCGCGAAGUCCGCCAGAUGGAGCCCUUCCCCCUGCGCGUGUUCGUGAACCCGAGUCUGCAGGUGCUGGACAGCCGCCUGGUCACCUUCCCCGAGGGCUGCGAGAGCGUCGCGGGCUUCCUGGCCUACGUGCCCCGCUACCAGGCCGUGCAGAUCACAGGGCUAGACCCUAGAGGAGAGCAGGUGGUGUGGCAAGCCAGCGGGUGGGCAGCCCGCAUCAUCCAGCAUGAGAUGGACCACUUGCAAGGCUGCCUAUUCAUUGACAAAAUGGACAGCAAGACAUUUACAAACAUCCACUGGAUGGAGGUGAAUGACUAAAAUUUUCUUACUGCAUCUGAGGAUUCUGGAAAAAAAGUUGUUUUGACUUUGAUCUGAAUGAGCCUUACUUGGCAUCAGCUUAGUAUUGGCUCAGCUGACAGAAAUCUGUGCACUGCCAAAGCAAGCCAAGUCAGGUUGGAAGGUGUUUGAAAUGUUUAACCUGAAAUGUUUAACUGCUAUCAACUUGAGAAGAAAAUACUUACUUUGUUGAAGGAGUGGAUACUUUCUGAUGAUAGCCAUGCUCAGAAGACGUGUCAUCUGUUCCUGAAGCCAAGAUUUGAUGAUAAUGUAUCAAAUUUCAGAUAAUGUCACCAAAUAUCACACCAAAGCUGUGUUUAAAAAUGUUGAGAUUAGGGAGGGAAGUGCACUGGACUAUGGUGAUGGCACAUGGGUGACUUGGUGGUGGGAAACACACAGGUAUUAUA